Cylindrotheca closterium is the source of this 1815-nucleotide messenger RNA. The record is from the annotation of a GenBank genome assembly. NCBI's taxonomy places the organism in Eukaryota, Bacillariophyta, Bacillariophyceae, Bacillariales, Bacillariaceae.
AUGAAGAUCUCAAUUUCAUGCAACUCGAUUGCAUUCACAGUAUGCAUGAUGGCGUCGUCUGGAUUCCCCAAUCGAUUGCCAAACUCGAGGUUGGGUCAAAAACACGAAACUUACGAAUCCUUCGCGUCGGCCAUCGGACACCAAUCGACCAAACCCAAGGAAUUUGCCUUUAUAGUUGUUACAGAGGAGAGCGAUGAAGCGGAGAAACGGGGCAGAUUGCUACUGGGAAGGAAGAAUCGAGGCUUCGGAAAGGGCAUGUAUACGUGUUUGGGAGGCAAGUUUGAUGUGAAGCUCGAUUCUUCACUAGAGGCUAGUGCCUGCCGAGAGUUGAAGGAAGAAGCCAAAAUCGGAGGUGUAUCGAUUGACGAAAUGAAGGGUAGUAAGGUUGGAAUUCAAAGAUUCACCUUUGCUCCAGAUGAGGACAAUGAAUCAACUGGGACGGACGAAAAAAAAAACGAAUCUCAAUCUCAACUUGAAAUGGUUGUUCACGUGUACUGGUUGGCAUUUCAACACUGUGACGAGAGAUUAAAUAGUGUUGAGGGAUGUGAAGAGAUCACUCCUCAAUGGUUUGACGAUUGGAGCUUAUUACCCCUGGACCAAAUGUUUGCCGAUGAUUCCUUGUGGAUGACCACACUCUUGGCAUAUCACGAAAAUGGCCCUUCAGACGCAGCUGCUGUUCAAAUCAAUGGUUGGUAUCAUUACGAAGAAAAGUGUGAAGAAACCAAUACGAUUCAACAUUAUUACAUGGACGUUCUCCCAAAGCGAAACCAGAAUGGUGCUGUUCAGAUAGACAGGACGCUUCCCAAGCAAUCACAAGUCUACAAGAAGCAGGAAAAUGGCAAAGAUGCUGCCCCACCAACAUACAACUUGGAGCAACAGCUCUUUCACGCUCUUCACGACAAUCGAAUACACUCUCCGACCAUAAAGGAAUUCCGAGAAUCUUUGGCAUUUUGCAAGGCUGUGAAGAAUCACUUUCAAAAGUUUGAAAAGAAAAAGCUGAAAACCAGUGGUAUUACGACUGCUGGUUGGAAGGUUGUGUUGGAUGUUGCCGGUGGUCAUGGGGCACUAGCAGCCCUAUUUUUGGUGUCCAAUCCUUCAAUACAAAGGGCAGUUUGUAUUGAUCCGGCCAAGGUGGGGAACAACGGAGUGACAAAGGCAUGGGGGCACUUAUGGAGUAGUGACCAGGGCGACAGUUACGCGAACCAAAAGAAGGAGCUCGUCUAUCGGAAUGAAUGUUUGACGACUGGCCUUCCCUCCGAGAUACAAAAGGGGCUUUCCAUGACGGAAUCUCCUGAACAGAUCCUUGUCGUUGCGUGUCAUGCCUGCCAACAUCUGAGCGAGCAAAUAUUGGAGAUAUCCUGUCGAUACGGUGUUUCGGUCGCUGUAGUUCCAUGUUGCCAAAAGGAUUCUAGCCCCGGAGGACCCUGGAAGGCGACCAGCAAGGCACUAGAAAUACCCUUACAGAUAAUGAUGGAUGUCCUACUGGCAGGACGUAUUAUGGGCAAAGGAACGCACGAAGUCCGAAUGAAGUGUAUGAACAAACAGAUUACUCCUCAAAAUCGGAUCAUUGUGGCAAGAGCCUUGCCCACAGAAGAACAAGACGAAUCCCUCCUGGCGUUGCAAGCUCACCGUUCAAGAGCCCAGGCAAAGUUGGACAUUGCCUACCGCCGAGCGCAUGUGCUAUCUUCAGGUUACCGUGAUACCAAUGGCAUUUUGUCUUCCUUGCUAUCACCAUCCUUUCUUCAUCCACUUGGUUAUAUGACUGCUGGCGUCGCCAUUGGAAUGGGCGCAUCGCAUUGGAUGAGCAAACGAUAA